AUGAGCUCUGCGGCAUUUGCCUGCCGUCUGGCUCUCUCACCUCCCGAGUCCUCGUUUGCCUUCCCUUCCAAGCGCCGCAACGGGGAAGUUCUCCCCUCGGGGUGGAAGAGGAGCCUGCCGUUCCCCUGUCUGAAGGCGUUGGCGGCGAAGGCGAUGGAGGACGGGUUCGUGGUCGUGGAGGACGAUAUCCACGCCCUUCUGGAGGUGCAUCACGCGGGGAAUUUCCACUCCCUUUUUGUUUCCAUUAUCUUCUGCUUUUCUCAGGGAAAUUUCUCCUAUUUAUUUCCCUCUCCUGUGGUGAGGUGUUGAAAUGGGUCUUACUGUGCCAGUUCAAAGGAGAAAGACCCCAUUUUUAGAAAAAAAUAUCUGAUACAAAAGGUUUAUAUAAAAUAAAUGAUAGAAGUUUGCGAAAGCAUCCUCAUCCUUCCGCUGCAGGAUGCGAGUUCCGAUGACAUGUUAGUCAACUGUUUUCUCUAUAGAUUUUUUAUUUCUUUUUCUUCUGAUUUCAUUCAUUUUAUUAUAUUUCGUUUUUCUUAUACUUUAUUAACCGGGUGUUACUGUUCGCAGAUUCUACCGAGAGAUGUGCACGAAAAACUUCGAAAUGAACCAAGAAGAGCCCAGUUAUUGGAGGUAAUCCCCUUUGAAGAUUUGUGUUUCCUGGAUAUCCAGCGAACCCAUCCCCUCCAAAGAUAUGACGAAAAAUGAGGAAAAAUAGUAUUAUAUGUAUAUAUAAGUUUCAUAAUUGGAUUCAGGUUAUGAUUCUUCACCCAAUACUGGUGGCAAUAGGAAAAGUCUGAGGAGAAUAAAUACUAAAUUGUUCUUCAAACUGAUGAUCCACUUUCCCGUAGGUUAUAUUGGAUCUGGGCCGUCGCCCAGAAGCUCGGUUCCUUGGUGAAUCUGGUGGGCAGUACUUAAGGGAAGCGGAGGUGAGAGUUUUCUGAACCUUGAGGGUCUGUUGCCAGCAUUAACUGUGAGAUUCAUGUAAAUCCUUGGUGUGUAAAGCAAUCAUAAUAGUUUCAUCUAUCUAUUGCCUGUGGGUUUCUAUCGCAGUUUGCUUGCUACCAGACUAUGAUGACCUGAGUUGAAUGAUUCAUUGGGUGUUCACAAUGUUAGCUUACCCAUUCUCCACUGGGUCCAUCAAUUGGUUUUACGCUCUGAUUCUCUCCUCAUACUUUGUGGUGAUCUAACUGUUCUUGGUUUAACUUAUAUACAAAUAGUCGUUUAUACAAGUUUCAUCAAUAAUAUAAAGCAGCAGCAAUAAACUGUUUACGAAAAUAAAAACAUGUGAUCGUGUCGAUUGAGUUUCCUUGAAGCUUUCGAAUCAUGAGAUAUCAUAAGAUUCUUGCAAAUCCUGUGAAUUUUUCGUGAUGCAUUAUGGUACUUUGUAAAGACUAGCACUGACUCGCUUGAUCCAUAAAAUGAAGAUUUUCUGGUGAUGGAAAAUGAAUUAUCUUCUUCUCAAAUUCUCAAAUAAAAAAUUCCUGAGCAACUGGCUUCAAGAUGAAAUGAAAAGGAAAAUUGUGAAGGGGCUUCGAGAAAAUGGUGACCUUCAGGGGAGAUCCACCAUUUUAGAUGCCAUAUGUUAUUAAGAGGUUACUUAUCCAAUGCUGAUGAUGAGUUGACCUAUCUCUGAGUCUAACUCUACCUAAUAUGGCCUCUUUCCCCACUGGCCAGAUAACAUUGAACGAGCUGGAGGAAGCUCAGAACGCUGUUGGAGAAUUUGGGGCGGAUAACAGAGCGGGCAUCGAGGGAACACUGCACAGGAUAUCGGCGAUAAGAAGCAGGAAGGGAUUCAUUGUUGGAAUGACCUGCAGAGUUGGCCGGGCAGUCACUGGCCAUGUCGACAUGGUUCGUGACCUGCUCAAUCUUAAUGAAAGCAUUCUAUUUCUGGGCAGGUAAACUAGUGGAUUAUAAUUCUCCUUCUAAUAUCCUUCUGUUGGAACUAUUGGGACAUCUAACUUAAAACCAAUAGGCAUGAGUGGGCUAUCCCCAUUGUUUAUAGAAUAGCAGGGAUGAGACUUUUCUCGGCAAACUCAUAUCCUUCAUGUCAAGCUGACCAUCAGCUCUGAUAUCAUGUUAAAGUUAUCCGGGAAUCCAUGUUAGAGCCAGCUGACGAUGAGCAGAAGCAUAUCUAUAAUCUUGGGUUUAUUUCUGAUACGAAUUUGUGGAACUAUUCUGAACUCCAAAUUUUGUGCCUUUUUCUUUUCUUUUGCAAGGCCUGGGGUGGGGAAGACCACUGUAAUGCGGGAGAUCGCACGCGUUCUAGCCGAUGAGCUUCACAAAAGAGUGGUAUGAAAUGCCGUGCAUAUAAUUACUCUGUGGUACCCAUCAUAACUUAGAAUCCGGCACGUAUCCCAUUCAUCAGUUUGUUGAUGAUUAGAUAGGUAAUUGUGGAUACCAGCAAUGAGAUCGGAGGAGAUGGAGACGUCCCCCAUGCAGCCAUUGGCGGAGCUAGGCGGAUGCAAGUGCCGAGACCAUCCUUGCAGCAUAGGGUUAUGAUCGAAGCUGUGGAAAAUCACAUGCCUGAGGUGGUGAUUGUGGAUGAGAUCGGCACAGAAGCAGAGACAAUGGCCUGCCGCUCCAUUGCAGAGAGGGGGGUCAUGCUCAUUGGGACGGCGCAUGGGGAACAGCUUGGGAACAUCAUUAAGAAUCCCACUCUCUCGGACCUGGUUCGCCCUUGUUUCCCCCAUGUUUGCUUUAUCAACCAGUAGUUUGUUGGACUUUCUUCAUUAGACAGAUAGAUCCUUGGAUUUAAUUUUGCAUAUUUUUUUGAGAAAACUAUCAGCCAGAAUCUCUUUCUUUCUUUUUUUUUUCCUAUUUCACCAAACAGGUUGGAGGAGUGGAAACUGUCACUCUAGGGGAUGAUGAAGCUCGAGCGAGGCGUUCCCAGAAGAGUAUUCUUGAGAGGAAGGCUCCUCCAACCUUCCCUUUCCUCAUUGAAAUGAGAGAGCGGAAUUACUGGGUUACCCAUUGGGUAAGUUAAUUUCCUCGUGUGUAAUCUUCCCCAGAUAGAUUAUUCCAUUCGCUAGUUUGUCAAUGCCUUUGACUCUCAAUAAGUCGAGUGAGAAGGACCUGGAAUCACGCCUUCUGGUUGGUUAUUCCUAGUGUAGAAUAUCUUUAAAGGUUUUUGUCUAGGAUAACUCAAGAACGGACCUUUAGAUUUUAGAAGAACUGGUGUUUUGAGGAUGGGUUGUCCCAUGAAAGUAAGAGACUAGUUUUGCUCUGUUGACCACGUUUUUUUCCCAUCUCCACGGCAUGAUAUCCAGGAUAAAUACUUAUUUAGUGUCAUGUGAAUUUUCUUCGAAUGGUUGUGAAUCUGCUCCUCUGAUCCUGGUUCAUCAUCCCGAUUAAAGUUAUUGUUGAGUAACAUUGCUGCCAUCUUUCUUUUUUGCAGACAGAGAGAAGUGUCGAUAUGUUGCUCCAUGGGAAAAAGCCACUGGUCGAGGUUGUUAUCUACAAAUUCACUAGAAAUAGUUAUUUAAAUAUUCUUACCUUACUGGGUAAUUAUAUUUUAUGAUUUCACAUGCCAAUAUCUUCCAUUAAGGCUCCUAAAUGGAGGUGCAUUCCAAUUUCGUAUUCUCAUGCUAGCAGCUAUUUCAAAUAUCAUUCUCAUACCCACUGAAGAAUUUUAAAUAAUUUCCUCAGAAUUCAUAUACUUUAUGAUUUCCAGAUGCCUGAAAAUAGAAAAAAACUCUCGAUAUCUUCCAUGAAAGCUCGAAAAUGGAGAUGCAUUCCAAGGCAUCAUUCUCACGCUAGCGCCCCAAUGGGCUCUGUUGUGGCCUGCUAGUCAGUCAUAUUAUCAGAUAUUAAUGUAGAAGUUGAACUGGCUUGUAGGUGAGGAAGAGAGAUGACCAGUUCAAGGUGGUCAUUGAGAGAUGGAAGACAUACGAUGGAGAUGGGAUAUGA
This is a messenger RNA of Spirodela intermedia, 3906 nucleotides long. NCBI's taxonomy places the organism in Eukaryota, Viridiplantae, Streptophyta, Magnoliopsida, Alismatales, Araceae. The record is from the annotation of a GenBank genome assembly.